AUGUCGCCUGAUAUCCGUCUUCUGCUCAUUGGUGACAGAGGAAAGGCAUCUUUAAACACAUCGUUCCUCCUUCACUUGGUUCAGGGUCAGAAUGACUGGGGAGUGACUUACUCUUCUACUGAGAUCUGUGCAGUGAAAGGAUCAACAGUGGAGAUAAGAUGCACCUACAAAUACCCAUCCACAUGGAGAGGUCGUGUAAACACAGUACAGAAAACAUUCUGGUCCACUAAACAGAAAGAUGGUGAACCUGUAGAUCUGUUCACAGCAUCAGAGUAUUCAGGUCGUGUCGAGGGUCGUUGUGAAAACAACGUCUGCACUCUGAGAAUCAGAAACCUGAGAGAGAGCGACUCAGCUGAGUACUGGUUCAGAUUCGAAACAAACCAACCAGAUGGAAAAUAUGAUGGUUCAACUGGCGUCACUUUGUCCGUCACAAACCUCCAGGUCACAUCUGAAUCAAACCGGCUGCAUUGUCAGAACAGUUGUCCUCCAUCUUAUAAUCCUCCCUACAUCUGGUACAAGAACGGACAAAGAAUUCAGAGAGAAACAUCUUAUUAUACAAAUAUAACGAACAAUGCAGACAGUUAUUCAGGUGUCAGAGGUCAAACCUGCAACAGAGUGACUUACUCUGAGAGAAGCAUCUGCACCCCCAAAGGAUCAUCAGUGGACAUUUCCUGCACGUACAGCAGCUUUGAAGACGAUGUUGAAUCUAAGUUCUGGUUCAUAGCUGAGCGUAGUCAUCCGGGACAGAAUCCCUCUCAACCUGAGGACCUUAGUGAAGACUCCCAGUAUGCAGGUCGUGUUCAUAUCCUUGACACAGAGAGAGGAUGCUCCACUCUGAGGAUCUCUGACCUGAGAGACUCAUAUUCAGCUCAGUAUCUCUUCAAAUUCAAAACACCAAGCUUUGAAUGGAGGAGUGAUUUACCUGGUACCACUCUGACUGUCACAGGUCCAGCUCUCCAGGUGCAGGUGAUCAGAGCAAAGGUCUACAACUAUUCUACUGAGGCAGAGCUGAAGUGUCACAGCAGCUGCAGUCCAGCUAGUUCUCUGAACUACGUCUGGUUCAAGAACGGAGAGAAAAUCAAAGCAACGGUGAUAUCUUCUUAUAAAGGCUUGUUUCAGCCCAGAGACAACAUCUAUUGUGCUUUUGAAGGACAUGAAGACUUCCCCUCUCCUCCAGUGUAUGCUCCAAAGCUCCCCUCUGUGUCAGUGAGUCCCUCUGCUGAGAUAGAGGAGGGCAGUUCAGUGACUCUGACCUGUAGCAGUGAUGCUAACCCAGCAGCUAACUACACCUGGUACAAGGAGGAUGAAGACUCUCCAAAAGCUUCAGGACAGAUCUUCACCAUCACUGACUUCAGAGCUGAACACAGUGGGAGUUAUUCCUGUGGAGCCCAGAACAAGUUAGGACGUAGUAACUCCACCUUUCAUCUGAUUGUUGUGGCAGGGAGUUCAACAAUGAUGGUGAAUAUCAUCAGGACGAGGGUGUUGAUGCUGAUUCCUGUGUUUCUCCUGAGUCUGUGGACGAGGAAGAAGAAAGCUCUGCGCUCCACCACUGAAGCACCUGAAGAGAUAGAGUUGGACUCUAUUCAUGAUUAUGAGAACGUCUCACACACUGCAGCACAGACAGAAGACAGAGGAGCAGGAAGACAUGGUGUGAAGUCCAGUCAGAUGCUCACCUGAUGGAAACAAAGAAGAAGGAUGUUGAAAUGUCCCUUGGAGAGCGAGGCUGAGCAGGAUGUGUGCAAAGUGGAUAUUCACCUUCAACUCUUAAAGUUUUUAUUAUCAGUUUUCAGUAGCAGCUGCUUGUAGGUCUAGAUUAGAAGAAUGAACUGCUGGCAGCUUGAACUGAACCAUGUCGAGGUGUCAAACAUGAUUUAUCGUUAACACCAGCCGAUGGUCAGGUGCUAUAUUACUGCUUCAACUACGUGUACUGUACAUGCUUAUUUGUUAUAUGCAGAGUUGUUGAUAUCCUGUUGAUACCCUAA
Gymnodraco acuticeps is the source of this 1982-nucleotide messenger RNA. RefSeq names its product B-cell receptor CD22-like. The record is from RefSeq and is a predicted model, not a curated record. The transcript is spliced from 11 exons. Bases 1 to 1677 code for a protein of 558 amino acids. NCBI's taxonomy places the organism in Eukaryota, Metazoa, Chordata, Actinopteri, Perciformes, Bathydraconidae.